Messenger RNA from Erinaceus europaeus (western European hedgehog), 1083 nucleotides. RefSeq names its product SCAN domain-containing protein 1-like. The record is from RefSeq and is a predicted model, not a curated record. The transcript is spliced from 2 exons. Lineage: Eukaryota; Metazoa; Chordata; Mammalia; Eulipotyphla; Erinaceidae. The coding region runs from base 167 to 613 and encodes 148 amino acids.
AUUUCCGGUUCCGGCGGUAGGCUACAAAACUCUGCGAGGGAGGUUGUUUCAUUUUCCCGAGGUGGGUGGUACCUUCUUCCCUUUCAGCAAGAGCCGCUUUCAUCCCCGUAGCCCCCUUCCUCUGAGGCGGCACCUGCACAGGUGUCUGUUACCUCCUUUUUCCAGAAUGAAGACUGAAGGUUACCCAGAGACACAGAGAAACAGAUCAAUCAGGAAUUGUCGUGUAAGGUCACCACCAAAUGAGAUGAUAGCUGAACAACCAGAAGUUAUCCCAAUAGCUUCCCAAGUCCAGGUUCCACAAAAGCCUUCUGGGAUUCCACCAGAGAGCCUCUGUGAUUCCAUAGAAGACCUUAACUCCAUACCUAAAAGGAAUCCUCCCAGCCCUGCCACGUUCAGGCAGAAGUUCCGGAAGUUCCGCUAUGAGGAUGCAGCAGGUCCCUGGGAUGUUCUCAGACAUCUCCAGGACCUUGCAGAACAGUGGUUGAGACCUGAUGUUCACACAAAGGAGCAGAUUGUGGAAAUGUUGGUCCAAGAGCAAUUCCAGGCUGUCCUACCUGAGGAGCUCAGAGAUCUAGCACAGAGAUUCCAGCCAGGAGUCAGAAUUACUGGCUAAGUCUCACCCUCUUCUUGCAAAACCAACCUGUGAGAAGUAACCAAAGGUUUUCUUUGUUGCAAGAUUCAACUGCAGUCAUGGGAAAUCUGAAUCUCAGUUUUCUUUAAACUUGCCUUAGACUGGUUGUAAUAAUUAAUCACAAGCCAUGACUAGACCUCUCUUUGUUGGAGGCAGCUCUAUUUUUUGGGGGGUGGGGGUAGGGACUGUACCCCAGAGAAGAAUUUUUUCUGGUCUCUUGUUUGGGCAAUCAGCCUAAUGCUUGCUUUACUCUGCUGAAUGCCUACUUCCCCCCCCCCCCCAACUUUAUGAUGUGCUUUAGUAUAUUGUUUUUAUAUAUCCAAAGAGGUAAUUGCUUUAAUUUUCAAAUUUUUUUAUUCUUACUGUGGUGGCAUGAUUGGAAGCUUCUGUAAUCCCAUUAAUAACUCACUUGGGUUGUCCCUGAAAUAUUAAAGUUUGGUCCUUAAUAUAAA